This is a messenger RNA of Dicentrarchus labrax (European seabass), 670 nucleotides long. RefSeq names its product potassium voltage-gated channel subfamily E member 2-like. Gene Ontology annotation, molecular function: potassium channel regulator activity; delayed rectifier potassium channel activity; transmembrane transporter binding. The transcript has 3 exons. The record is from RefSeq and is a predicted model, not a curated record. The coding region runs from base 102 to 536 and encodes 144 amino acids. Gene Ontology annotation, biological process: potassium ion export across plasma membrane; regulation of heart rate by cardiac conduction; regulation of ventricular cardiac muscle cell membrane repolarization. Gene Ontology annotation, cellular component: membrane. NCBI's taxonomy places the organism in Eukaryota, Metazoa, Chordata, Actinopteri, Moronidae.
GCAGCAUUGUUUGACGGGUGUCACAGCUCCUCUUGAAACCCAAAGAAAGAGAAGACGACCGGCUGAAAACGUCAACUCGGCACAUUCACAAGGAGCCCUGCAUGCCGUGCUCCCUGCCAUUGCCUCUUUACUUCGUUUUCACUCCAAAGUGUCUUCAUCUCCUGACCAGUUUCUUGACGUGGCCUUCGAAAACCUGGGAAAAGAUGAGUGCAUCUGAUUGGUCCAACCUGACCCUUCAUCUGGAGGGUUCCCUGACCAGUGCUUUGGGUAAUUACCUGGACAACUGGAGGCGUAAUAUGACAGCUGCAGCCAACGCUUUGGACAAGACUCUGGCUGAGGAGAACUUCAGGAAUGUCAUCUGGUAUCUGGCGGUUAUGAUUGGGAUGUUUGCCUUCAUUGUUGUGGCCAUCCUGGUGAGCACAGUCAAAUCGAAGAGGAGAGAGCACUCUAAUGACCCCUACCACCAAUACAUCAAGGAGGACUGGACUGCUCAGUUACAACAGAGUGAUGUGAUCAAUAACAUUUUGGCUAGAUAAUGCAACACUUGACUUAAAGCAAAUCCUCAGUAGCAGUAGCAGCAGCAUGACUAGAUGUUCACAAAAGCGGCCCUUUCUUAUGCUGGUCAAAUUUGUAAUGAGAAUAAUAAAGUACAAUCAAUAUUGUGAAUCUA